Molecule: messenger RNA, 1645 nt
Organism: Alternaria rosae
Lineage: Eukaryota; Fungi; Ascomycota; Dothideomycetes; Pleosporales; Pleosporaceae
Product: glucosamine-6-phosphate deaminase
Exons: 6
Coding region: 1-1245 (414 amino acids)
Biological process (GO): carbohydrate metabolic process; N-acetylneuraminate catabolic process; D-glucosamine catabolic process
Cellular component (GO): cytoplasm
Molecular function (GO): glucosamine-6-phosphate deaminase activity; identical protein binding
Source: RefSeq, a predicted model, not a curated record
AUGCGUCUGCGACCACAUUGUUGGUUGAGCCCCCGGCCCUGGGCUGAGUGGGCUGCGCGAGCUAGAAGACGCCGACUAGAGCCACAAGUGCAACGCUCUCCGCCCGCCACCACCCGAGUCAGAAAUGUAACAUUGUCCUUUUGCGACUCCAUCAGCACGCCGGCCUUAUCAGCGCCGCCUGCUAUCGUGAUGCGGCUAAUCAUUCGAGACGAUCCGAGGGCUGCGUCCCAAUACAUCGCCGACUAUGUCAUUGAACGCAUCAACACCUUCAACCCUACGCCAGAGAGGCCCUUUGUCUUAGGUUUGCCCACAGGGAGCAGCCCCGUCUUGAUCUACGAGCAUCUCGUACAGCGCCACAAAGCGGGUCAAGUCUCCUUCCGCAAUGUGGUCACAUUUAAUAUGGACGAGUAUGUCGGCAUCCCGCGAGAUCACCCCGAGAGCUACCACAGCUUUAUGUAUAAGCAUUUCUUCUCCCAUGUCGAUGUGAAACCCGAAAACAUCAACAUCCUCAACGGUAACGCACCUGACCUGGAAGUCGAAUGCCAUGACUACGAAGAGAAGAUCCAACGUGCAGGUGGUAUCGAGCUGUUCCUCGGCGGCAUUGGGCCAGAUGGACACAUUGCUUUCAACGAGCCAGGUUCCAGCCUCAAGUCUCGGACGCGCGUGAAGACUCUUGCAUACGAUACCAUUCUGGCCAACUCAAGGUUCUUCGGAAACAAUCUCGAUCAGGUGCCGAAGAUGGCGCUCACAGUGGGAGUUCAGACUGUUCUUGACGCGCGCGAAGUCGUCAUCAUCAUCACAGGCGCACACAAGGCCCUAGCUCUUCAGCGGUGCAUCGAAGGCGGCGUGAACCACAUGUGGACGCUGUCCAGUCUCCAGAUGCACCCGCACCCGAUGAUCGUAGUCGACGAAGAUGCCACCCUAGAACUGCAAGUCAAGACCGUCAAGUACUUCAAGAGCAUCGAGCGCGUAGGCUCCGAACUAGGCAUGCGCCAGAAGCUCCCCAGAAAGCGCGACUCGCUUGUCGACGAGGGGACCCUGCUAGCCCCUGACCAGCCAAACGGUAUCAGAUUGACUGUGCCGCAAGUUGAUCUCUCCCGUUCAGCAAGUCCCGUCCUCGAGCCAAUGAGCGCUCGCAUCUCCGACGACGAGGCAAGCGCUUUGCAAUUGCGUUCCAUGGAAUCGGAUUUGGACGAUGUCGCAGAUCAGCCCUCGGUCCGAAUGAGCGCUCGCGUCGCUAGCUAGCCCUCUACCACUGUUUCGAACCCGACAGGCUGUGGAAAUUGGAUGGACGCCGUUUUUUGUGCCUUUGUUUGCUUUUAGGGGAGACCGCUAGACCGGUUCUUGGGUCGGAGACGAGUUUCCUGUUCAGGGCUGGGUUGCUGCGAGGGCGUGGUGGCACGGUCGGUCGGAAGCGUCCAGCAGCCAGGUCUGGUCGCAGCCGCUCAAUAGUCUGGCUAUAUUUGUUUGUUAUUAUAGAAGAAUUGCUGCGACGUUAUAGAGAAAUCUGCGAGCGAUGGCAGAUUCACUGUUGUGCAGAGUUUGCUUGUCGUUACAAGCCAUCAUCGUCGGAAAGCAUGUUAGGCAUCGGACAAGGGAACGGCGUGUGAAAUACAAUCAAAUACCAAUCUAGUCUUGCACUCCA